UCCGACGGCCUUAUAGUGGUGGAUGAGUUGAGAUGGUCAGCCCGCCAGCCCUUGUCCCUGAGACGGCGCCCUUCAUUUCCUCGCCUCUUGCCCUCCUGACCACCACCACCCACAUCACGACGACAAGAGGUGGAUCGUCAGCUCACCACCACUACCUUCACGUCUUGAGGGCUCGCGGCGAUGCGACCACAGACGAGUGCUAGGCAUUACCACUACCGAGACGAUGAGGGCGAUGCGCUGGGGAUCAGCAUGGGCGGCAGCAACAGCGAUGACAUUGCAGCCCUGAAAGCUGAAACAUCUCCCCUUCCACGGCAACAUCCGCAAGGCAAGCGACCGUCCUUCACCCUGCCUCGCUCCUUUUCCAUCUCGGCCGCAUCCACAUCAGCGACACCUUAUAUCCACGCAGGGUUGAAGGAGUUGAGGGAGAUGUUUGACCUCGACAGCCCAGUCAUUAUGCCAGACGAGGAGAACUUGGACGCUCUCGAGGCAAGCGUCGAUAUCAGAAGUAAUAGAGUCGCGACGAAAAGGUCAGCAGAGCCUACAAGUACCUCGGCUGCGAGUCAAGGCUGCUCUCUGGCUACGAAUCAGACUGCGCCAGGCGGCAGCUCAAGUCUGCGUCCGGCUCUCGUCAGUUCUUGCCUAUUCUGGUCUACGGUAUUCGUGUGGGGUCUGAAACAAGAUUCAGACCUCUUCUCUCCAGCAUUGCUCGCGCCUCUGGCUCUCCCACUGCCGCUCUCUGCGAUUGCCCUCUUCUUUGUUCAUCGCGGCGAUUCUUCCAUCUACCGCGAAGGCCUGGACGUCGUCUCAAAGGUCUACAAGGCCCACAUUCUACUGCAGGGCCUCAUAGGUGUCAUAGUCUGGAAUACCCUGGGCGAGACGGCCGUCUACAAGGAUCGCCAUGCUGGCUCUCUCCCGAACCGCGCCGUUUUCACAAUGGUUACCAUCGCUCAAGCUGCUUUGCCUGUCGCUUCUGCUCUCUGCGCGCAGUGGUGGCUCGCAUGCUCCAUCGCUCGAUGCGCCAAAGCUAUUCGCCCAGCGCGACCGCUUUCAGCGACGCCUGCUACGUCCGUUUUGCUGCCCUACGCAGUCAGAGAUUCUCCGCAGCCGACGUCACCACCAGCAUCUCCCAUGAUGGCUGCGCCCUCCUCUCCUCGCCUUACACGCACGGAACGCGCCAACAAGAGAUCUCGACCCUCAGCAUCAGCAACCCACACCACCAAGUCACAUCAGCACCGUCGCACCGUUUCGCAGCCCGUGAUUCCACUUGGCAUCUUCCGUGAAGCAUCUGCAGCCACCCCUCACGAUCGCGACCACGACGGCGGAGACACCAUGAGUCGAGGCCUAUCGAGCGAAGCUGCCUUCUUUGCUGAGCCUCUGCUGGCCAGGGGCGUAAGGCAGGGCCUCGUCACCCCCCGUCGCUCGAGGACGUGGGAGUCACCCAAUCGACCGCGUAGCACCAUCGUGGGCAGCGGUGGCGAACCUUCGAAGCAGCUGCUCGACUAGCUCAGCGCGAUGUCUGGGUGUUAUUCUUCUCGUCGCAUCUCUCAUCUCUGUAUCAUUAGCAUCGCAUACAUAGCUCAUCGCCGUGGCACAUUCCCUCUCCCGCUCACCUUUGUCUCAGGCGAU
This is a messenger RNA of Jaminaea rosea, 1626 nucleotides long. RefSeq lists its product as hypothetical. Lineage: Eukaryota; Fungi; Basidiomycota; Exobasidiomycetes; Microstromatales. The record is from RefSeq and is a predicted model, not a curated record. The transcript is spliced from 2 exons. Bases 181 to 1503 code for a protein of 440 amino acids.